GGCUACUGCUGGAGGAGGUGGUGCCUGCUCAGUGUGAAUGGCCCCCUGCCCGGUGGUGUGGGCCCGCUCCGGCCGUGAUGGAGAGUGAUGCGCCGCCCGUCCUGUCUUGCAGCAUGCAUCAGCAAACACGGAUCUCCGUAUGCCAAGAACCCAGAUUUUGUCACCUGCGUGCAAAACCUGCCUGACCAAUGCUCUCCGGACCCCUGCAAUAAGGAGGGGACCCAAGUCUGCCAGGACCUCAUGGGCAACUUCUACUGCCAGUGCAGAGCCGGCUGGAGGGGGCGGCUCUGCAACACAGAUGUGGAUGAAUGUGGCCAGCAGAACGGGGGCUGCAGCCAGAUCUGCUCCAACAAGCCAGGCAGCUUCCACUGCGCCUGCUAUGGCGGCUACACGCUCUCCCAGGACCGCCAGACUUGCCACGACGUGGAUGAGUGUGCGGACACGGGCGCCUGCGGAGAGGCUCGCUGCCGGAACCUGCCCGGCUCCUACUCCUGCCUCUGCGACGAGGGCUUCGCGUUCAGCUCCCAGGAGAAGGCCUGCCAGGAUGUGGACGAGUGUGCGGAGGGACGCUGUGAGCAGGCCUGCAUCAACUCCCCGGGGAGCUACACCUGCCACUGCGAUGGCCGUGGGGGCCUCAAGCUGUCCCUGGAUAUGAGCACCUGCGAGGACAUCCUGCCCUGCGUGCCGUUCAACGUGGCCAAGAGCGUGAAGUCCCUGUACCUCGGCCGCAUGUUCAGCGGGACGCCCGUGAUCAGACUGCGCUUCAAACGGCUGCAGCCGACGAGGCUGGUGGCCGAGUUCGACUUCAGGACCUUUGACCCCGAGGGCGUCCUGUUCUUCGCCGGAGGCCAUCAGGACAGCACCUGGAUCGUCCUGGGCCUGCGGGCCGGCCGGCUGGAACUGCAGCUCCGCUACCAGGGUGUUGGCCGCGUCACCAGCAGCGGGCCAGUCAUCAACCACGGCAUGUGGCAGACGAUCUCUGUUGAGGAGCUGGAGCGGAACCUGGUGAUCAAGGUGAACAAGGAUGCUGUUAUGAAGAUUGCAGUGGCUGGGGAUCUGUUUCAGCUGGACAGAGGACUGUACCAUCUGAAUCUUACUGUAGGAGGCAUUCCCUUCAAGGAGAAAGACCUUGUCCAGCCUAUGAACCCCCGUCUGGACGGCUGCAUGAGGAGCUGGAACUGGCUGAACGGUGAGGACACCACCAUCCAGGAGACGGUCAAAGUGAAUGUGAAAAUGCAGUGCUUCUCGGUGACGGAGAAGGGGGCCUUCUUCCCCGGGAGUGGAUUUGCCUUCUACAGCCUGGAUUACGCACGGACGUCACCGGACGUGGGGACCGAGACCACCUGGGAGAUAGAGGCCAUGGCUCGGAUUCGCCCCGCCACUGACACGGGCGUGCUGCUCGCACUGGUGGGAGACGACCACGCCGUCGCCCUGUCAGUGGCCCUGGUCGACUACCACUCCACCAAGAAGCUCAAAAAGCAGCUGGUGGUCCUGGCCGUGGAGAGCAUUGCCCUGGUCCUGAUGGAGAUCAAGGUUUGUGAUGGCCAGGAGCACGUGGUGACCAUCUCUGUGAACCAGGACCGGGCUGCCCUGGAGGUGGACGGCACCAAGGGCCAGAGUGAAGUGAGCGCUGCGGGGCUACAGGAGAGGCUGGCCGUCCUCGGGAGGCGCCUGCAGGGCUCUGUGCUGACCUUUGUUGGGGGACUGCCAGAGGUGCCGGUGACCUCGGCCCCCGUCACAGCAUUCUACCACGGCUGCAUGACGCUGGAGGUCAACGGGAGGGCACUGGACCUGGACGAGGCCACCUACAAGCACAGCGACAUCACCUCCCACUCCUGCCCACCCAUCACGCCGGGCGCCUAGGCUCCCGCUGCUGCUGGACGCUCGCGCCCCCGCCCAGCAUGCCUCCCGCCUUCUCCUCCAAGCAGGAAGGAAGGCGGGGGCACCAGUGACCCCGCGCACAACACUGAAUCCCGGCCGACGUCCCUCUGAGGCCACCCUCCGCCGUGUAACAUACGUGUAAAUAGUGGACUAAGCUCAGGGCCAGCCCGAGCCCUCCUGGGGCCGAGGCCCACACCCGCCAGAGCGGCCCCAGGAACGUGAUUCUGUUAUUUUUAUUACCAGAUGCUUCUUUCUGACCUAGAACUAUGGAAAAAUAAAAUAUUCACAGACCCUUUCUA
Vicugna pacos (alpaca) is the source of this 2180-nucleotide messenger RNA. Lineage: Eukaryota; Metazoa; Chordata; Mammalia; Artiodactyla; Camelidae. The record is from RefSeq and is a predicted model, not a curated record.